AAAAGGUAAAAAUAAAACAAUAUUUCUCCUUUUCUCUCCGACUACAAACAUCAAGGAGAACCAAUCUAAAUUCCAAAAGAGUUUAGUUGAUUUUAUCUUCUUUUUUCAUCACCUGGCCUAAUUAACAGUGAUGUCUUCAUCACCUUUUUGUUCUUGGCCUGUGGUACUAUUGUUAGUAUUGUUGUGCAUGGUGGCCAGAGAAUCAAACGGAGCUUCCAACAAUGUAAAAGUGGGAAGCAUUUCAAAGGUAGAAGAUGCUGAUAAUUUCCAUAUAUAUUAUGGACAAACCUUCAAAGUCAUCAAAAAUGCUAUUGAUGGCAAGAGUUAUCUCCUUAUUCAGAACACUUCUAGAAUGGCGGUUCGGACAAAGUAUUGUACUUCCAGGAUAAAGUCCUAUGUGAUUCCACUUCUUAACUACUCAGUAGACACUCAAUCUUCUCAAGGAGGCAUUCCGGUUUCUUUUUUUGAGCUACUUGGAUUACUAGGGAGCUUGAAGGGAAUAACAUCAGACGCCGUGGCUUCACCGUGUGUUCUGAAACUGCUUGAGGCAGGGGAAGUAGUUAUGUUUGAAAAAGGUGCAGAAGAAGUGUCUCAAUUUGCAGCGCACUUCAUCAGUGAUACUGAUCAACUUCAGACAUGCAAUUUUGCAAACUUUUUUCCACUCAGCGAAGGCACACCUCUUCAGCGAGCCGAGUGGAUUAAAUUCCUUGGUGCUUUUGCCAAUCUUGAAACUAAAGCCAACCAAGUCUAUGAUGCGGUCAAAGCAAGCUAUACUUGCUUGUCUCAAAUGGCAGCUAAAAGGACCACAUCCUUCAAACCCAUUGUAGCCUGGAUGGAGUACGAUAAAAAUGGAGGUGUUUGGUGUUUUACCAAGGAACCACAUAAGCUAAAGUUUGUAGAAGAUGCGGGUGGUGAGAAUAUCGACAAAUCUAUAAACAAGAUCACUUACAAUGUCUCUGAUCCUGAUGAUUUGGAAGCACUCCAUGCCAUUUUAUGCACUGUGGAUGCGGUGAUCGAUGAAACGCUAUCGUCCGAACCUCAGAAUUACACAAAGAAAACAUUCUUGGAUAACAUAAACCUGGAGGAUAACUCAUGUUUUGCGUUUAAUCAGAGCAUCUGGAGAUAUGACAAAAGAGUUAGAAAGGGAACAACUCUUGACUGGCAUGACGGAGCAAUAUCGCAACCAAACCUUGUACUGGCUGACAUGAUUGAAGCCUUGUUUCCAACUGGAAACUACACAACCUCCUAUUUUAGAAACAUUGCCAAGGGCGAAGGAGUCAUAGACAUUAGUUCGGAUAUGUGUGAUAGAGACGCAUCGUUGCCGUUAGUUCCUACCAUUCCAGCUUGCGGAUGACGUUUUAUACCUUCACGGUUCUCUUGUCUUCCCCCUCCCUCUCCCACUCCCCUCAAGAAACAUU
Molecule: messenger RNA, 1418 nt
Organism: Brassica oleracea var. oleracea
Lineage: Eukaryota; Viridiplantae; Streptophyta; Magnoliopsida; Brassicales; Brassicaceae
Exons: 11
Coding region: 131-1354 (407 amino acids)
Source: RefSeq, a predicted model, not a curated record